Dicentrarchus labrax (European seabass) is the source of this 4905-nucleotide messenger RNA. It is a transcript of the gene cnksr3, whose product is annotated as cnksr family member 3. The record is from RefSeq and is a predicted model, not a curated record. NCBI's taxonomy places the organism in Eukaryota, Metazoa, Chordata, Actinopteri, Moronidae. Gene Ontology annotation, biological process: regulation of signal transduction. The transcript is spliced from 22 exons. The coding region runs from base 265 to 3042 and encodes 925 amino acids. Gene Ontology annotation, molecular function: protein binding. Gene Ontology annotation, cellular component: cytoplasm; membrane.
CUCCGCUGCUUGCCUGUAAACUUUCCGCCGCGAGCUCAGUCAGUUAGUGAGCGGCGGACCGUUGGUACCGUUGGACCGUUGGACCGUUGGUACCGUUGGACCGUUGGUACCGUGUCUGUCUCUCUGUCUGCGGUAACGGAAACCCCUCCGUGCUCCGGUAUGAGCUAGUCAUGAUCUGAUUAACGGGGCUUUUAAUUCGGUAGUUUGGAGAAGCGACAUUUUAAAAUUAAAUUAAAAAAAAAAAAAAAAAAAAAGCUCGGAGGAAUGGAGGCUGUGAGUAAGUGGACGCCGCAACAAGUGGUGGACUGGAUGAGAGGUCUGGAUGACAGCCUGCAGCAGUACAUCCCGUCCUUCCAGCAGCAGCAGGUGGACGGGGAGAAGCUGCUCAGGAUGUCCCACCAGGAGCUGCUGUCUCUGGGUGUGUCGCGGGUCGGACACCAGGAGCUGGUGCUGGAGGCCGUGGAUCUGCUCUGCGCCCUGAACUAUGGUGUGGAGUCGGACAACCUGAAGACUCUGGUGGGGAAGAUGAGAGUGGCGCACCACAGCCUGAGCAGCGCGGUGAUGCAGCGAAGGAAGAACCCCGCCUACCACAGCAAAAUCUCCCAUCAGCCCUCCAACGAAUUCCUGACCGCCGUGGUUGAGCUGAUCGGAGCCGCCAAGAGUCUGCUGGCCUGGCUGGACAGGACUCCUCUGACGAGCGCCAACGACUUCACCUCCACCAAGAGCAGAAUCAUCCAGCUGUGUCUGGAGCUUACCUCCACCGUGCAGAAGGACUGUACUGUUUAUGAGAUUGAGGAGAAGAUUCUGGAAGUGUCCCGAGCUCUGAACAGCAUCUGUGAGAAAACAGUCCAGGCGACCUCUGACCCCUUAAAGAGUGAGGUGGCCUGUCUGGAGGAGGUGCACAUCACCAACGUCAAGCCCGGGGAGGGACUGGGUAUUUACAUCAAAUCCACCUACGACGGCCUUCAUGUCAUCACAGGAACAACGGAGAAUUCUCCUGCAGAUAAAACCAAGAGGAUUCAUGCUGGAGAUGAAGUCGUUCAGGUCAACAAACAGACAGUGGUGGGCUGGCAGUUGAAGCACCUGGUGGAGAAGCUGAGGGCAGAGUCUGGAGGCGUCGUCAUGGUGGUGAAGAAGAGGCCGUCUGGAACAUCCGGUGGCUUCGCACCCGCUCCGCUGAAAAACCUGCGCUGGAGACCACCGCGCGUACAGACCUCUCAGGGAGCUCCAGGUCUCUACAGAUCUCAACAGCCAGAAACCUCAGACGCUCCUGGGAAGAGAGGGAAGGCAGCCGUAUUGGAUUUGUACGUCCCUCCUCCCCCUGCCGCCCCUUACGUGCCACUAGACGCCAACAUGAACGUGUCUCAAGGUGUGAAAAUGAGGCCGAAGUCUCCGAACUCGUGCCUGGACGCAGACGUGCGGCGACGCUUCACCGUUGCCGACGACAACAGGACGUCCAUCAGCCCCCCACCUGAAGUCAACCAAGCAAAACCUGUAUGCCUUAGACAGCGCUCCUCCACACGCUGUAAACCUCGACCUGUCUCCAUGCCGGUGGAGUCGUUUUCUGGUGUGUCCGACCCGUCCUCCAGGCCUGGCGCUAAGGGAAGGAAAGGGAAGGACAUUCUGCACAGGUAUAUGAGUAACGAGGGAAUCAGCACCAUCAUGGAGGAGGAGCCAUGUUACCCUCUGCCAUACCGAGGACACCCAUCUGUCCGCGGUGUCGACCACAUCAGAGGCAGCCAGUGCUUCAUCAACGCCGACCUGCACAACAGCGCGACAAUCCCUUACCAGGAAGCAGCGUCCAAAAAGUCUGCCGCCUCCACCUCUGCUGCUGUUUCUCCUCCUCUGGCUGUGACCAAGCAGUCGACGUCGCUGCUCGGAGGCUGGCUGGCUCGUCUCAGGCUGCUCAGCCCGCCGAGAGACUCUAGUUCCUCCUCUGCUGAGCGUCAGUCUGCUGCAAAGACACCAAACUGCUGGACGUCCAGACUGCAGCAGGCUGCAGCCAUGAGUCGGCGGCGGGUUUCGAUCAAAGAACUGGGCGUGGUGGACUGUCAGGGGUGGCUCCUCCGCAGGAGGGAGGGCCGCAGCUUCCUGGGAAGCAAAUGGAAGAGAUACUGGUUUGUCCUGAAGAAGAGCUGUCUGUACUGGUACACCGACAAGAUGGCAGUGAAAGCAGAAGGAUUCAUCAACCUGUCCGGCUUCACCAUCGAACAGGCCAAACAGCACAAGAAGAAACAUGCCAUAACGGCCAGUCAUCCGUUGGUUGUGACCAUUUUCGUCGCUGCAGAGAGCUUCACAGACAUGAAUAAGUGGAUCAGUAAACUGUCCGAAGCAGCCAAGCCAUGCGAACUGAUCAACACUGAAGACUGCUACAGCGAGGACAGCGAUCAGGACACAGAUGAGUUGAAUUCCAGUUCUUUGGACCCCGAACGGGAAGCAGAACAAUCUGAAAAUGGGGACACUCUUCGGCCUCUCUGUGAGUCUUCACCCUGCGCCUCAACCCCGCCCACUACACUGAACAGUGAAAGCAGAAGUAGAAGUACCUCCGAUGGUGCAACUUUAAGUAGAGAAAGAAGAAGAGCCUCAGGAGGCAGUGAGCGUCUGUCCUGGUUGGACCUCCCCAGACCAGAGGGAGCUGGUAAAACAGUGUCCCUGCCUCUGCUCCAUGUUAGUGAGGAAAAAGAAGAGGAGGCCGUCCAUGAGAAGCCACCUGAUGAGAUGGAGAGCCUCUACAGGCACCUGAGGGCAGCCAGCUUGUCUCCGAUUGGACAGUCCAGUAAGAGGGACUUCAGAGCGUCCUUCAUCAAACGAUGUCAGAACGACAAAGUCAACGAAAAGCUUCACCUGCUCAGGAUCCUCAGAAGCACAUUAAAGGCCAAAGAGUUGGAGCUGCAGGCGAUGGAGCAGAUCCUGACCGACCCGGCCCUCACAGCUCCCACAUACAGGGAAUGGAGACUCUCAAACUCCAUCUUGCUGCAGGAGAUCAGCCAACGCAGCCAGGCAGCAGGAGGCGCUGCAGAGCUGAGAGUUCCCGAGAACUGAGCUGAGACUGGGACCACAUUAACAUCACGUUUCAGAUUUUCCUUCCGCACUUAAACACCGGGAUGGCAAAAGUCUUUCAGCCGUUAUGUGUUAAGAAGUGGGACAGAGAGCAGGCCACUGUGCUGGAUCUCACUGUGCUGGAUCUCACUGGGUGAACUGGGACCAAACAACGGUGCUAAGCAUGUUGUAGGCGACUGUUUAAUGCUUUAAUGGUUCACCCAGGUGGCAGUGGUGGAAAGUAAAUCGAAGUACUGUAUUUAAACUUGUAACAUUUACUGAGCUACAUUUAUUUGACAGCUUUAAUUACUUUGCAGAUUUACGAUUAUUAAUACUAAUUUAAUUGAUACAAAAAUAUAUGAUUUAUGAUGUAAGUUAGGGUAAUGGUUCCCAACAUUUUUCCUGAAGGGACCCCUUUUUUAUCAGUUACAUAUUUUAUAUAUAUUUUAUAUUCUAUAGCUGAUAAACUGCACAAUGACAGUAAUAUAAUAUAAUAAUAUAUUAACUGCGAGACGAUCUGGAGGAAUUUUGAGCAUAUUCAUUAUUUUUUUACUUUAAGUUUUCCUGAUAUUUUUAGGAACUCUUUCUACAGUUUUGUCUGCAUUAUGUAUUUUUAAAGGUCUUCAGUCAUACAUACUGUCUAAGCAAACAAUUUCAUUUCUUCACAGAAAUGAGUGAACUGCUGAUAUAUAGGCUUACUAUGUAUAUUUUUAAAGUUUUCUUACUUUCUUAAGAUCAAGUACGCCUCGUGACCCCUCGUGAAGCUUUGCCGACCCCUAAUGGAGGUCCCAACCCACAGGUUUAGGACCCCCAUUAGUACAGGCGUUAGGUACUUGAAGUAUAUUUCAUGAACUUUUACUUGUAGCAUUUAUACAUAUACAGUAUUUUUACACUGCAGUAUUUCUACUUUUACUUAUCAGGGGCGUUGUGGGGGGGGCAAACCCAAGUAAAGCCUUUUUAUCCACCUCUUUGAAAUAAGAGUUUAUUCAUCUAUUUUCCUAUCAACUGUAUCAAUGAGGGGAAACAAGGUGGGUAAACUACAGUUAACCUACCUCCGUAUUUACCACUACACCCCUGAGUAAAAGAUCUGAGUACUUCAUCCGCCACUGCCAGAUGGUUGAGGGGUUAAACAUCCAGUCUGCAGCCUCAUUUACUCCGUGCUCAGUGUUUUAAAAGAUCCAAACACACAUUAAGCUCCUUUAAAUUGACGUUUCUUUUUAUUGUCAGACAUUUGAACAAUAAUAAACUGACUGCAGCUCAUGAACUUUUAACCAGCUGACAGAUUCCAGCUGUAGGACACCAGUCAUCCUUUUUAUAUUCAAGUUGUGUGAGCUGAAUUGGGCGUCUAUGGUAGUCAGUGAAAUGCUGUUAAAUUUAAGUUUACUAUCAAACAUACAAUUAAAUUUCAUCCAGUUUUAACCUUAAUUUCCUAUUAUCUGAACAGCACCCAACCUUGUUUGAGUAUACGUCACUCACUUGUGAGUAGGUUUCCUCUUCCACACUACAACGUGUCUACUCUGGAGAAAAACUGUUCAUUCAAUGUGGAUGGAAGCUCAAAUCAGAGACGAACAGAUGUUUGGAGAGGACUCAAACUGGGAGAAACUUUAAUGCUUCAGUAUCACAUGACGGGACAUUAAUAAAAAGGCACCAACACCGCCAGGGUUGACGGGCCAAUUGCCACUGGUCGGUCUGAGGAGUGAACAAGUUGCUUCUGGCCCCUCCACACAUUUAACAAUACAAAACAAAAAAUUAACACUUUACAAAAACAAAAUAACAGCACUGUAUUGUUUCUCAGGUUAAUGUUAUUCUAUAUUUUUAUGUAUAAAGAUGUUUUUAAACUGCAGUAAAUUGUUUACCUCACUUUAA